Molecule: messenger RNA, 1275 nt
Organism: Ctenocephalides felis (cat flea)
Lineage: Eukaryota; Metazoa; Arthropoda; Insecta; Siphonaptera; Pulicidae
Product: vicilin-like seed storage protein At2g18540
Exons: 8
Coding region: 1-1275 (424 amino acids)
Biological process (GO): carbohydrate metabolic process
Molecular function (GO): carbohydrate binding; isomerase activity
Source: RefSeq, a predicted model, not a curated record
AUGUUUCCUGAAGAUGACGAGGAAGAAGAAGAAGAAGACAUGGCCAAAGCUCAUGUAGAAGGUGACCUGAGCGAAGCUGAAUUAAAUUUGAGCCCUUCAGAAAUUGAAGCUCGUCUGGCGUUUCGGAAACAAAGUGCAGCGGCCAAAAAAUCAGACGUUUUCCAAAGAAUUUCUUUGAUCACCAAGAAAGGCAUAGAAGCCAAAAGCUCCGUGGAAGCAACUUCAGAAGAACUUGUUCCUGUCAAAAUACAGCGUAAAGUUUCUGAUCCCGAUGCCGGUGGUGCCGAAUGGUGGGGCAAGACACCACCAGGGGCUGAAGAUUUGUACGAAUCAGCCAGGGAAGCAAGGAUGAAGGCUUUGAAGGGUUUUGAUGAGACUAGUGAACAUGGUGCUGCUUGUUCUAAGGAUUGCCCUUGUAGACUUACUGAGGAUCAACGACUCAAACAAUUGAAAAUGCUAGAACAACUCCGUGAGCAAGAAGAAGCCGAAAACGAGCGAAGGCGAAAAGAACAAGACGACUUGGCACUUGCUGAACAGCAGAGGCUUGCAGAAGAGGCUGAAGCAGCUCGUUUGAGAGCACUUGAGGAAGAAAUGAGAAGAAAACUGGAAGAGCUGGAAGCUGAAGAAGCAGAAGAUGAAGGUCCUGGUGGUAGCGAGGACGGAGAAGGAGAAGGAGAAGACGAGGAUGAGUACGGUCUAGGUGGUGACUAUGGCUAUGGCUACGGAGGCAGAGAUUCUUUGAGGUAUCAAAAAGGCGCCCAUCGUGUUGGCCUGGAGGAGGUCGAUAGUACCUUAAGGGACCCUGUGUGCAAAGCCUGCAAGGAACCUUCUGAGGAUGAGUACGAGGUGGCGGUUAGCGAAUCGGAGGAAGGAGACGAAGAAGGUGUGACUUCUGAUAUUGCACUUUUGAGAAAAUUAGGACCACCAGCAAGUUUUAUAGAAGGAAAAGAAGGUGCCAAGUAUUACAAAAAUUGUGCAAUUGGACUGCAGACACAGAAGUAUCCUGAUGCCUUACACCAUAAAAACUUUCCCUCAAUCAUCCUCCAUCCUGGUGACUUCUACUACCACAAAACCGAGUACAGAUUCGGUCUGAAGGUUCGUCCUGGUGUCCUGAUUAAAAAAGAUGUUUCGACGGAAAUUUCUCCUGAAGAUGAUGGAAAAGAAAAAGUUAUUGGACUUGAAGACGAAAGUUGUAUCAAAGAAUGCGACGAUUUGUGUCGGAAAAUUGUCAUGAUUGUUGAUCCGUGCUGUGAGGUUAAGGAGAAAAAAAUAUAA